UGUUUGUAGUAUUGAUAUGUGCUAUAACUCACUAGAGACAUAUUCUGAGGUCUUGGACUUAAACAAAAAAGCAAGUCCAUGCGUAUUUAGUAGACAUGUUGUUUUGUAUCCAGUGAAAAAAUUUGGAAAUUAUUAAAAUAAUGUCUUUCAUUAAAAUAAGAAAAUAAGUUAAUGUUCCUCAUAUGUGCUUUUCUCCACGUUUCCCAAAUACCUAAUGACCCUUAUGUCAGGUAGAAUGAAUGAAAACUGAUAUUUUAAUCCUAGAUAAGGCUGCUUUCAGGAAUAUUAGUUUUAUAUUUAUUAUUUUUAUUUAAUCUGGAAAAAAAACUCAGUAUCUCAAAUGCUAUGUAUAUCAAAUGACCAUUGUAUAUUGUUGUUAAAAAUGUUGUUCAUAUUUUUUGUUUAACCGAUCCUGAAAAGAGAAAUAUAGGAAAAUUCCUAGUAUAUGAUUUUUGAUUUGAGACAUCUCUGUACUAAUCAGUUGUUCAGAUUAAGAAAAAAAAAAAGAAUUGAUCUUCAUUUGAUUGGCUGUAGUCAAGCUUGUCUGUUCUACUGUUGAGACUGAAACAGUUUUUAUUAAAAUCAAUUUGAACAUAACUGGAGACAAAUGAAUAUUAUUGCAAAGUUUUUAUAAAUCCUAAUUUUUGCCUUUCGUAACUUAAAAUAAAUUACCUUUUUCUAUCAUUGUAAAAAAGCAUAUUUAUGUAAGGCACAUUCAUGUUAUAGUGAAGUAUAUGUAAUUCUCACCCUAGGUAUUGUUCACACUGUCACAUGUUUCUGUUUGUUGUAUAACAUAAUGGAAUAUUGAUUGAAAGUUUGUCCAAUCCUGUCUUUUGAUAGCCUUUUUUGUGAUUUGCAAUGUGACUUCUGAAUCAAUUAACAAACAAGGCCCAGAGCACAAAUAUGAGUAUUUGGCUAACCAAACUUACUGUAUCAAGUUUCAGAUAGGUCCCUUAGUUACAAUAACAGUUUUUUUUCUUGGUCACAGUCUUGUCUGUUAUAGAUUCUUGGUUGCACAAGGUGUGGUAUGAGAUUCAUAAUAAUGCUGUAUAGAUUUUCUUUCACCUUUACUAUUCUUUGCUUCAAAAUUAUUGGAUCACCGAAUUGAUUUUUGCUGAAAUGAUAGCAGCAAAAAAGGAUAAAUUGUGAAAUGGCAUGAUAGCUUGCCCAGUGUAUCUUGACUGGUUCUGGCCGAUGUGCCAUCUUAAUAAUGAAUAGUUGUCCUGCUGAGAGUAAUUAUGACCUAUCACCUAGUAGACACUUAAAACAUCUUCUUGAUUGGUCCUGUGAGUUUCCUUGUUGACUUGGUUACUCUUACUAUUGAUGGUAUGGUAGAUCAAUAACGGGACUAACGUCACGGCACAGCCUCUACCUGAGAGAUGGGAUCAAUGCAUGCAUUCAGUAGCAUGGUGUACACAGACCGUAUAAAAGCUGCCUGGAGAAAGGAACAAAACUUUAGCUGGUCUGUGAACAAUACGCAUUAAACCAGUGUAAGGAGUUGGUUAACUGUUUGAAUAUCUUUAUCCAUGUCUGGGGACUUGCUGCUUCAGAAUCGCCUGUCACGUUGUAGUGGUUUCUAUGGUGACUGAUUAAAAGAUUGGUCAUUAUAAGAUAUUGGAAGAAAAUGGAUGUGAACAGUCAAACACCACUGUGAAACACCACAGGAAAUUGAUUGCACAGAAGAAAAAAACUAGUAAAUCACAUAAAAAGUGAUUUCUGUUCUUAAAACAGAGUGCACCAUGAAGGCCUGGCGAGCAAAAAGGUGCGUGCGUCGCAAGCUCCGAGGGAGUCAUCUUCUGGUGGUAUCAGGCACCCUGGCGAUUGGAUACCUUUGUUUUUUGUGUUCUUUUAGUGACAUCAUUGUACCUCACCUUAGUGAAUUUGAAGAUGGAGAUCAUCGAGUUUUGACAAGGAGACUUCUAGCUCUUGACAACAAUACCACUAAUGGCACUACAGCUAAAGAAAAUAAAAUGUAUCCUCCUGAACUUUUCACAAUCGAACAACUGAGACAGGGUGCAGUGGUCUUGUAUGUCAUUGGCAUUUUGUAUAUGUUUGUCGCGCUGGCUGUGGUCUGUGAUGAAUUUUUCGUACCUGCCUUAGGGGUGAUCACAGAAAAACUGGGCAUCUCGGAAGAUGUUGCUGGAGCAACUUUUAUGGCCGCGGGCGGCAGUGCACCAGAACUUUUCACGAGCCUCAUUGGGUUGUUUGUAGCUCACAACAACGUGGGAAUUGGGACAAUUGUGGGUUCAGCCGUUUUUAAUAUUCUUUUCGUCAUUGGGAUGUGUGCCGUAGUCAGCAAAGGUGUUCUAAAAUUAACAUGGUGGCCAUUAUUUCGAGACUGUGUCUUCUACAGUUGUAGCUUAGCCAUGCUGAUUGGAUUUUUCAAAGAUGGCCAAAUUGACAUAUGGGAAUCACUGCUGCUGCUAUUUUGGUAUUUUUGCUAUGUGACCUUCAUGAAGUUUAAUCACAAUAUAGAACCCUGGGUAAAGUCAAAGUUAUGCAAAAAUCGAGUGACUACUGUGGAAAGUGCAUCCAACCAGCUGAUUCAACAUGAGAAAACCGAGCGAUCCACCAGUCUCCCCAUCCUCCAUGGAGGCACUGGCAGGUUUCGGCAUGGGGUUGUCCAGUUGAUGAUCCAAACUAUUGAUCCCCUGGGAACAGGGCACAUUCAUGAAAGAGCUGUCAACCUGCAUGCCAUAGCUUCUCUGAAAGUAGUGAUUGAUGGUGACAGCAACAUGUCCCCAAAUCCGCAGUCAAAAAAUGGCAUUCCGUCCAUUUCCAAUGGGAGAAUCACAAUCAAUGGUACGUUUACUGCCACCAAUCACUAUCACCCCCCUGGACUGGUAGAUAACAAAUCUGGUGGAUGCACACUAACCACAGUGGAGAGCUUGUCUGACAUGGAAACUGGUUUUAAUGGCAAGCAAACCAGUGACAACCUAGCUGUUGUUCCAAGCAGUGGAUUGCCACCAGACGAUGCUGUUAGCCAGGCAACUCAAGACAGUGCCAACUCAGAGCAUGAAGACCCCCUGGAAGAAGAGGAAGAACCGUUGGAUAUCAGUUGGCCAAAAACCCCACGGAAAAGACUAACAUAUAUUUUGCUGGCUCCCAUAGUGUUUCCACUAUGGAUCACACUGCCAGAUGUGAGAAGACCUGAGAAGAAAAUGUGGUAUCCAUGUAGUUUUAUUGGGAGCAUGCUUUGGAUUGCUUUUUUCACUUACUUGAUGGUAUGGUGGGCUGAUUCAUCAGGUGAAGCUGCAGGAAUUCCGAGUGAAGUAAUGGGCAUAACCUUUCUAGCAGCCGGAACUAGUGUCCCUGAUCUCAUUACCAGUGUAAUUGUAGCAAGAAAAGGAUAUGGGGACAUGGCUGUGUCCAGUUCAGUUGGGAGCAAUCUUUUUGAUGUGACUGUGGGAUUACCAUUCCCAUGGCUGCUGAGUGCCAUAAUCUACUGGCGGCCCAUAUCUGUGGACAGCCAGGGUCUCUACUGCUCUGUGGUCCUCCUCUUCCUGAUGUUGUUAUUUGUGGUCUGCUCUGUAGCAGCAUUCAAGUGGAAGAUGAGUAAAGGCCUCGGGGUAGCCAUGUUUGUACUCUAUAGUGGGUUUCUGGCAACCAGUGUGCUGCUUGUUUUAGGGUUUUUUCAAUGCCCAUUUUGAUACAUAAAUAAUGGAAUAGUGGCGUUUGGGUCUGUCUCACUAUCAAUAAGCAAUGAAGGUAAUACUAAAAUGCUAAAACAAAGGCCGUCACAUCUAUUCCAUAUUUUAAGACAUCAUGAUAGAAAUUCUAAAUUAUAUUGAGUAAGACAAAUGACAAAGACAAUCUGUGACUGCAUAAUUUAUUUGUAGUUCAUGUACAUGUAUAUGGAGAAAUAGAAUCUCUGUUUGUGAUGCAGUUUAUCAUAAUACAAUCCAGCAUGUAUGACAUUGCGGAUUUUAACCUUUGUGACUAGUCAGCAUUUAUGGGGUCUAGGCCAGUUGUGGAUCCAAGAUAUUACUGACAAUGCUGGUUGGCUCACUAUCAGAGUUCUAGAGGUUGUGGGGAAACUUCAGAUUCUAGCGACAAAAGGAUAAUUAGCGUGAGCUUCUGACACCUCUGAAACUCAUUUUUUUAUUUUUUUUUGGGGGGGG
Molecule: messenger RNA, 4121 nt
Organism: Lingula anatina
Lineage: Eukaryota; Metazoa; Brachiopoda; Lingulata; Lingulida; Lingulidae
Product: sodium/potassium/calcium exchanger Nckx30C
Biological process (GO): intracellular calcium ion homeostasis; calcium ion transmembrane transport
Cellular component (GO): plasma membrane
Molecular function (GO): calcium channel activity; calcium, potassium:sodium antiporter activity
Source: RefSeq, a predicted model, not a curated record